AUGGAAAUUGACGCUCUCCCCUCCGGCCACUCCAACACCUCUCGCCAGCUCAUCACCCCCGGCAUGAUCAUCACCUCCGAUCCCCAAUGGAUGCGCGGUCACGGCACUUUCACCGCUCCCUCCGACUCCACGUCCGCCAUUCGGUCCACCGUGGCCGGCACCCUCCAAAAAACCAACAAACUCCUCUCCGUCGUGCCGCUCCGAGCACGCUACACGCCCGAAAUCGGCGAUUUGGUCAUUGGUCGCAUCGUGGAAGUGCAGUCGAGGAGGUGGAAGGUAGAUGUUGCAGCGCCUGUGUUGGCGAGUCUGCAGUUGAGUUCGAUCAAUUUGCCAGGAGGGACGCUGAGGAGGCGGACGGGGUAUGAUGAGUUGAAUAUUCGAUCGUUUUUUGGGGAGGGAGAGUUGUUGGUUGCUGAAGUGCAGAGUUUAUUCCAGGAUGGUAGUGCAGCGUUGCAUACACGAAGUCUGAAAUAUGGAAAAUUGAGAAAUGGAUAUUUCAUGGCGGUGAGUGGCGUGGGUGGUGGGAGUGGAGUGGUGAGGUCGAAGAGGCAGAUUUUCACGAUACAGACGCGAGGAAAGGGAGGAGAGGUGGAUGUCAUACUGGGGGUCAAUGGGUAUGUUUGGAUCAAUAAACACGCCGAGCUGAAAGAGCAGGGUGAUGCAGUGGGACUGAAUAAGAUCGAGGAGACGGUGAGUAUUGGGAUGUACUCGAGUCAGAACGAUGAGAUUGGGAAUGAGACGAGGAGAGAGAUUGCAAGGGUUGCGGGCUGUAUCAGGGCACUGGUGGAGGGGAGUGUCAAGGUCGCCGAAGAGACGGUAGUGAGGGCAUAUGAAGCUAGUCUAGAGUUGGAUGAGCUAGAAGGAGAAGAAGAGUACCUAGGUGGGGAGAGAGGAAGGCUCAUUGCGGACAUGGUGGUAGCCGGCAGUGGUCGCUGA
Sphaerulina musiva SO2202 is the source of this 936-nucleotide messenger RNA. RefSeq lists its product as uncharacterized. The coding region runs from base 1 to 936 and encodes 311 amino acids. The transcript has a single exon. Gene Ontology annotation, cellular component: cytoplasmic exosome (RNase complex); nuclear exosome (RNase complex). Gene Ontology annotation, molecular function: RNA binding. NCBI's taxonomy places the organism in Eukaryota, Fungi, Ascomycota, Dothideomycetes, Mycosphaerellales, Mycosphaerellaceae. The record is from RefSeq and is a predicted model, not a curated record. Gene Ontology annotation, biological process: CUT catabolic process; TRAMP-dependent tRNA surveillance pathway; nuclear polyadenylation-dependent rRNA catabolic process.